CGGCUGAUCGACGCUGUCAGUACUGAACUCGUCCCGUUUCUUCAUGUCUCUCGCCGUCGCCAGGCGACUAUUGCUCUAAACGCAAUCUACACUCCCUCUUCAAGAGUCCUGAACGAUGUCUUUUCUUGUGGGAGCGGCAUCUGGUGCUCUAGUGGCGGGCGGUGUAUACUAUGGUUUCUCCGCGAUGAUAACAACAAGGACACAACAUCACCAGGCAGACUUACAUCGUCUUUCUGAGCGGUUGGUGAACGCAGCCGCAGACAUUCCGGCCCCUGUACCCGCCUCACAGCGUAUUCCCGACCGGACAUUUGUCACGGCGCUGCAGAGCCAGUGGAACUCUCAAAUCGAGACGGUAUUCCGUGGCGCAAGACAGCUGGAUCGAAGUAUCAUCGAAUGGGGGCGGAAGACGCUGUAUGGCGGGGAUGCCAGCAGGACAAAGCCGGAGUGAUUUGCGGUAUCCCUCUUUUUCUUCGUCUUAUACAUAUCUAGCCCCUUGGCACCUUUCCCAGUAGAUGAUCAUCCCUCGCGCCAUUGUGGUCAC
This is a messenger RNA of Dichomitus squalens LYAD-421 SS1, 541 nucleotides long. RefSeq lists its product as uncharacterized. NCBI's taxonomy places the organism in Eukaryota, Fungi, Basidiomycota, Agaricomycetes, Polyporales, Polyporaceae. The transcript is spliced from 4 exons. The coding region runs from base 116 to 448 and encodes 110 amino acids. The record is from RefSeq and is a predicted model, not a curated record.